This is a messenger RNA of Lodderomyces pseudojiufengensis, 1476 nucleotides long. RefSeq names its product Mac1p (gene MAC1). The transcript has a single exon. Gene Ontology annotation, molecular function: RNA polymerase II cis-regulatory region sequence-specific DNA binding; DNA-binding transcription factor activity, RNA polymerase II-specific; copper ion binding. The record is from RefSeq and is a predicted model, not a curated record. Gene Ontology annotation, biological process: positive regulation of transcription by RNA polymerase II; intracellular copper ion homeostasis; intracellular iron ion homeostasis. Bases 1 to 1476 code for a protein of 491 amino acids. Gene Ontology annotation, cellular component: nucleus. Lineage: Eukaryota; Fungi; Ascomycota; Pichiomycetes; Serinales; Debaryomycetaceae.
AUGAUAUUAAUCAAUGAUAUAAAAUAUGCAUGUAUGGAAUGUAUAAGAGGUCAUAGAUCUUCUUCAUGUAAACAUCAUGAUAGACCUUUAUUACAAGUUAGAUCAAAAGGAAGACCUGGUGGUUAUGCAAAUGGAAAUCCAAAUCAUAGAAUAGCAGUAUUUGCAGAAGAAAUAGCUGGAAAAGAAGAUAGUGACUCAAUUUCUUCUACAACUUUAUCAAAAUCUGCAUCUUCAAGUACUAUUGAUACAGUUGAUACAACUAGUAUAAAUUCUACAGAACAAAAUCAAACUCAACUUAAAAAGGGAUGUAAACAAGCACCAAUCUUAAUAUUAAAAGCAUCAGAUAAACAAGUUAUAGAUUUAAGUAAUGGAGAAAUAAUUGGACCUUAUGAUGAAAGUAAAACAAGUAGAGAUAAAACAGAAAAACCACAAGCUUUACCACCAAUUAUAAAUGAUGAAAGUUUUAUAACUUCAUCUGGAUGUUGUAUACCAAAAGUAAGCAAAAGAAAUAAUACAAAUAAUAAUGGAUGUAAAUGUUGUGGGAAUAAAAAGAAUGGUGAUCAGAAUAAGAUAAAUAAAUCUAAAAUUUUACAAAAUUAUAUAGCCAAAAAGAUUAAUGAUCAAGAACUUUCAAAGACACCAUUGAAACAAGUUAAAUUUAUUUCGGAAAAUCCACAACUUGAUAAUCAAACGAAUGGAAAACAAGCUCAACAAGCACUUCCAAGAGCUCCACUAAAUGAACCUGUAUUUGACGUUGUUCCCGUAUCUUCUUGUUCAAUCCCUGGAACUUGUUGUUGUGACGAUAAUUGUAAAUGUAUUGGAUGUGUCGUACAUGGAAAUAUCAAGAACGAACCAACUAUUCAACCAAAUGAUCCUCCUUCAGAACAAGAAUCAAAAAUCAUUAUAAAUCAAUUUACAAAAUCCGAUGACUUAAUAUUUAACACAAUACAACCAAUAAAGGAAAAUACAUAUUCAUUUCAUAAAAAUUUUCAAAAUCUACCUCCAACUCAAGAUCAAAUACAACCAGAUUCAAGUAAAUCACCAACUCCAAUUUGUUCAUGUCCACCAGAUUCUUGUGAUUGUAUAAAUUGUGAAACUCAUGGAAUUUUAAAUGGAUUUAAAUUAGAUGAAUAUUUUAAAAAUCAAACAAACCAACAAAUCUUGUAUAAUGCUUUAAUAUCUGAUUUUGAUCUUGAUGAAUCUUUUGCUACAAAUACUCAACAACAAUUUUUACCAAUACAAGGGAGUUCUAGCAACCAGAUAUCACAACAACAUUUCCCAAUUGAAACAAAUGGUGGUUUGAAUAAUCAAUUCGAGUAUCAACCACAACAACACAAAUCUAACCAAUAUACUUUUAAUGACGUCAAUGACUUCAACAACAUAACUCCUGUAUUAUCAAGCCAGCAGCUUAGAAAAGAAAAUAAUUUUAAUGACAAACCCGUAAUAUCAACUUCUUCUUGUUGUUCUAAAAAAUAA